Molecule: messenger RNA, 2121 nt
Organism: Acanthosepion pharaonis
Lineage: Eukaryota; Metazoa; Mollusca; Cephalopoda; Sepiida; Sepiidae
Source: the annotation of a GenBank genome assembly
AUGACUCUCUCUCUCUCUCUCUCUCUCUCUCUCUCUCUCUCUCUGUGUCUCUCUCUCUCUCUCUGUCUAUCUAUCUAUCCUUUACUUCUGACUGAGUUUUUUUUCCUUUUUCUCUUUCUUUCUUUUUAUCUCUUCUCUCUCUCUCUCUUUCUCUCUCUCUCUCUCUCUCUCUCCGCAUUCUCUGUCUUUCUAUCUCUUGCUCGCUUUCUCUACCCACGUUUUCUCUUUCUUUCUUUUUAUCACCUCCCCCCUCUCUCUCCAUUCUCUUGCUUUCUUUGUCUACCCCCGUUUUCUCUCUUUCUUUCUUUUUAUAUCUCCCCCCUCUCUCUCCUUUCUCUGUCUUUCUAUCUCUUGCUCUCUUUCUCUACCCCCGUUUUCUCUUUCUUUCUUUUUAUAUCUCCCCCCUCUCUCUCCUUUCUCUGUCUAUCUAUCUCUUGCUCUCUUUCUCUACCCCCGUUUUCUCUUUCUUUCUUUUUAUCUCCUCCUCCUCUCUCUUUCUCCAUUUUCUGUCUUUCUAUUUCUUGCUCUCUUUCUCUACCCCUGUUUUCUCUUUCUUUCUUUUUAUCUCCUCUCUCUCUCUCUCUCUCCCCAUUCUCUGUUUUUCUAUCUCUUGCUCUCUUUCUCUACCCCCGUUUUCUCUUGUUAAUUAAUUCCCUCCUCCUCAUUUUCUGCUCUUUUUCUUUCUCUAUACUUUUCAUUCUUUCUUUCUUUUUAUCUCUCUCCCUCUCUCUCUCUCUCUCUCUCUCCCUAGCUCCACUCACUGUCUUUCUAUCUCUUACUCGUUUUCUCUACCCCCGUUUUCUCUUGUUAAGUAAUGCUCUUUUCCUCUUUCCGCCUCUCUUUCUUUCUUUCGCAAUUGAGCUUUCUUUUUUCUCGCUUUCUCUCUAUCUCUUCUUCAUUCUCUCUCUCUCUCCACACACACUUUCUUUUUUUCUCUCGUUCACUGGUAUUUUUCUCUCUCUCUCUCUCUCUCUCUCUCUUUCUCUCGCCAUUUCUCUCACUCUCUUUCUUUGUCUUUUUCUUACAUUCUCGUCCACUUUAUCAUUCUUUUCUACCUUUCUAUUGCAAUGUCGAUUUCUCUCUAUGUCUUCAUUGUCUUUUUCUCACACUCUCUUUCGUUCUCUCUUGAUUUCUUCCUCCGAUUUUUCUCUCUUUCUUUCCUUCACUAUCGCUUCAUUUCUUUCUGUAUUUCUUCUCUCUCGUUUUCUUUCAUUCCAUUUCUCAUUCUCUUUGUUACAUUCUUCUUUGCUACUUUUCCAUUUUAUUAUGCGUUUUGAUCUCUUAUUCUUACAAUAUGUCAUUUCCGUCUCUCUUUCCUUCUUGCUUUUUCCGUCUCUCUUUCCUUCUACCCUUUUCCUUCUCUCUUUCCUUCUCUCUUUUCCGUCUUUCCUUCUUCCUCUUUCCGUCUCUCUUUCCAUCUUCCCUUUUCCGUCUCUCUUUCCUUCUCUCUUUUCCGUUUCUCUUUCCUUCUUCCCUUUUCCGUCUCUCUUUCCUUCUUUUCUUUUCCGUCUAUCAUUCCUUCUUCCCUUUUCCGUCUCUUCUUCCUUCUUCCCUUUUCCGCCUCUCUUUCCUUUCUCUUUCCCUUUUCCUUCUUUUCUCUUUCUUUUUUCCUCUUUCCGUCUUUUUCCUUCUUUUCUUUUCCGUCUAUUUUCCUCUUUUCCGUCUCUCUUUUUCCUUCUUCCCUUUUCGCCUCUCUUUCCUUCCUUUUCUUCUCUUUUUUCUCUCUUUUCUGUCUUCCUUUUCCUUUUCCGCCUCUCUUUCCUUCUUCCUUUUUCCGUCUCUCUUUCCUUCUCUUUUCUCUUUCCUUGUCAUUUUCUCUUUCCUUCUUCCUUUUCCGUCUCUCGUUCCUUCUCUCUUUUCCGUCUCUCUUUCCUUCUUUUUCGUCUCUUUUCCUUUUCCUUCUCUCUUUCCUUUUUCGUCUCUCGUUCCUUCUCUCUUUUCCGUCUCUCUUUCCUUCUUCCAUUUUCCGUCUCUCUUUCCUUCUCUCUUUUCUGUCUCUCUUUCCUUUUCCCUUUUCCGUUUCUUUUUCCUUUUUCGUCUCUCUUUCCUUUUUCGUCUCUCUUCACUUCUUUCCUUUUCCCUCUCUUUUCUUCUUCCCUUUCAACACUCCUGCCUCGAUAG